Messenger RNA from Hypomesus transpacificus, 1111 nucleotides. Its product is annotated as visual system homeobox 2-like. The record is from RefSeq and is a predicted model, not a curated record. The coding region runs from base 8 to 1111 and encodes 367 amino acids. The transcript has 5 exons. Gene Ontology annotation, biological process: regulation of transcription by RNA polymerase II. Gene Ontology annotation, molecular function: DNA-binding transcription factor activity, RNA polymerase II-specific; sequence-specific double-stranded DNA binding. Gene Ontology annotation, cellular component: nucleus. NCBI's taxonomy places the organism in Eukaryota, Metazoa, Chordata, Actinopteri, Osmeriformes, Osmeridae.
AGACACCAUGACAGGCAAAGAAGGCACGGUUUUUUCUGAAUCUUUGAAUAAACAGAAAAUGGCCUCACCCGCAAAUCAUGGGGGACCGCAGCCUUUAAAGAUCGGGUCUACGACGCACAGGUGCACAGGUUUCGGGAUACAAGAGAUUCUUGGAUUGAACAAGGAACCGUCUGCCCCCCCGCGCCGUCCGUUGGAAUCUCUACCGCCCAGGGCGCACCUGCUGGCCUCUAGGUCGGCUCUUGGUCCAGGGGGCGUCGGGGUUGGUAUGGGAAUAAUUGGACCAGGCGGUAUACAUUCGUUUUACAGCCAGCCUGCGUUUCUUGAAGUGUUAUCGGAGGCGCAAAACGUUCACCUGCAGCCGCUCAACAGGGCUAUGGGACAGCUGGAUGCCCAUCACUCCGCCAGCUCCGACUCAGACGAAGUAUCUUCCAGUGAAAAGAAUUUUUCUAAAUCUUCAAUGUGCCAGAGCAAGAAAAGAAAGAAAAGACGCCACAGGACCAUUUUUACAUCUUAUCAGCUGGAGGAGUUGGAGAAAGCUUUCAAUGAAGCCCACUACCCAGAUGUCUAUGCAAGAGAGAUGUUAUCGAUGAAGACAGAGCUACCUGAGGACAGGAUACAGGUUUGGUUCCAGAACAGACGAGCCAAGUGGAGAAAGAGAGAGAAGUGCUGGGGUCGUAGUAGUGUCAUGGCCGAGUACGGACUGUACGGUGCUAUGGUUCGCCACUCCAUCCCCCUCCCAGAGUCCAUCCUAAAGUCAGCCAAGGACGGCAUCAUGGACUCCUGCGCCCCCUGGCUGCUAGGUAUGCACAAGAAGUCCAUGGACACGACAGUCCCCACGUCUCCAGGGAAACCAGACACACCACAACCCCCUGCCAGAGAGAGAGUGGUGGAGCGAGAGAUGGAAGAAGAGGAGGAGAGAAGGAAGGAUUCCAGGUCACCCAUAUCCAAAGAGGAACUGAGGGAGAAUAGCAUAGCCGCACUCAGGGCAAAGGCCCAGGAGCACAGUGCUAAAAUGCUGGGGACAGUUUCUGGGGACGGACCCUUGAUGGAGACAGAGGAACUGGACAAACAUACAGGACAGAAGAAGACAGCUGAGGCAAAGAAGAAGUAA